Molecule: messenger RNA, 798 nt
Organism: Mya arenaria
Lineage: Eukaryota; Metazoa; Mollusca; Bivalvia; Myida; Myidae
Product: 52 kDa repressor of the inhibitor of the protein kinase-like
Exons: 1
Coding region: 1-798 (265 amino acids)
Molecular function (GO): protein dimerization activity
Source: RefSeq, a predicted model, not a curated record
AUGACCGUAAAACAUGUUCUAUCUGCAUGCGUGCUUCUCUCCGAACAGCUUCAGGCUUCUUCGUGCAAUCUGUUGCAAGCUGCUGCGGAAGCUGAGGUUGUAAAAACUCAAGUGGAGGCAGAACGAAUUGAUCCCCUGGUAUGGCACGCGCUGUUUGAAAAAGCCUUGGGAAUGGCCAGCUCCAUUGAUGUUGAACCAACGUUUCCCCGUGUUGAACGACAGCAAAACCGCCCUAAUGCACCGGCUGCCAAUGCAUUUGAUUACUGGCGGGUUAACAUGUAUCUGCCGUUUGUUGAUCACCUACUGACGGAACUUCAGCAACGACUUUUACAAAGAAAUGAGAGGUAUGUCAUACAGUACAUUCUGCCAAAUCGCAUAGGGGAUCUCAGUUACCAACGUGCCGAGGAAAUUUUCACAGCAGCACAGGAAGACCUAGCCGUCAACAAGGAAACGUUUGUUAGAGAAUGUCAGCGCUGGAAAACCCGAUGUGAGCAUACUCAGCUUCCACUUUCUCUAGAAAGCGUACUAAUCGAUCUGCCGGACGACCUAUACCCAAAUGUUGCUCGUCGUUUCCAUCUGCUGCUUGCGAUGGCAGUACCAACUGCCUCUUCCGAACGAUCGUUCAGUAGUAUGAGACGUCUCAAAACGUACUUGAGAUCCACCAUGACUUCUAAACGCAUGUCUGGGCUUGGUCUUUUGAAUGUGCAUAAAGACAGAGAACUUAAUGCAGCAACAGUUAUAGACAUGUUCGCCCAGAGGAAGAAUAGGCGUCUGGCUUUACUUUUUAAUGACAACUAA